AUGCAGGCUGAGGAGGGCCCGGGCUGGCGGUUGGAGCUGCUUACCGAGCUGCAGCUGCAGCAGUAUUUCCUGCGCAUCCGGGCCGAGCUCAACGUCACCCGCCUCUCCCACUUUGAGUACGUCAAAAAUGAGGAUCUGGAGAAAAUCGGCAUGGGACGCCCUGAGGAGCUGGGGCUUGAGGGGGAGUACGUCAAAAAUGAGGAUCUGGAGAAAAUCGGCAUGGGACGCCCUGGCGCAUCGUGUGGCCACAGCCUGGCCAAGGAGUUUCCAGGGCCCUCCAGCUACCGGCCUGGCUUGCCAGGGCUGCUGAGGAGCUGCUACAAUGCUGCUGUGUUCAGUGGGAAGCGUCCCGAGUCGGAACUGCAGAGCACAUUCCGCAAGCCCCCCACACCGCCACCUCCUGAAGCUGGGGGCCAGCACUCCCUCACCUGCCUUGUGCGGGAGCGGGACCUCUCGCUCUUUGAGAAGCUGGGCGACGGCUCCUUUGGCGUCGUGCGACGUGGCGAGUGGUGCACGCCUGCCGGCAAGACGCUGAACGUGGCGGUCAAGUGUCUCAAGACGGAUGUGCUGAGCCAGCCCGAGGCACUUGACGACUUCAUCCGGGAGGUGAACGCCAUGCACUCCCUGGACCACAGGAACCUCAUCCGCCUCUAUGGUGUGGUGCUCUCCCACCCCAUGAAGAUGGUGACAGAGCUGGCCCCACUGGGCUCCCUCCUGGACCGCUUGCGGAAGAACCAGGGUCAUUUUCUCAUCUCCACCCUCUGCCAGUACGCCAUCCAGGUGGCCAAAGGCAUGGCUUACCUGGAGUCCAAGCGCUUCAUCCACCGUGACCUGGCUGCCCGCAACAUCCUGCUUGCCUCAAAUGAACUGGUCAAGAUUGGGGACUUUGGGCUGAUGCGGGCCCUGCCCAAAAAUGAUGACCACUAUGUGAUGCAGGAGCACCGCAAGGUCCCCUUUGCGUGGUGUGCUCCUGAGAGCCUGAAGACACGCACCUUCUCCCAUGCCAGUGACACCUGGAUGUUUGGAGUGACUCUCUGGGAGAUGUUCACGUAUGGGCAGGAGCCUUGGAUUGGCCUCAAUGGCAGUCAGACCCGGAAAAAGAUAGACAGGGAGGGCGAGCGGCUGCCACGGCCCGAGGACUGUCCCCAGGACGUCUACAACGUCAUGCUGCAGUGCUGGGCGCACAAGCCUGAGGACCGACCCACGUUUGUGGCCCUGCGGGACUUCUUGGUGGAGGCCCAGCCCACUGACAUGAGGGCACUGCAGGACUUUGAGGAGCCUGACAAGCUGCACAUCCAGAUGAACGACAUCAUCACAGUCAUCGAGGGCAG
Apaloderma vittatum (bar-tailed trogon) is the source of this 1331-nucleotide messenger RNA. RefSeq names its product activated CDC42 kinase 1-like. Lineage: Eukaryota; Metazoa; Chordata; Aves; Trogoniformes; Trogonidae. The record is from RefSeq and is a predicted model, not a curated record. Gene Ontology annotation, biological process: protein phosphorylation. Gene Ontology annotation, molecular function: protein tyrosine kinase activity; ATP binding.